AUGGGCCGUCCUCGAUUGCACAAAACUCAAGAAGAGAGUACUGAAGCUGCACGCAUUUCCAGACGGAAAUACUAUCAGAGGAAUAAGGAACGAUGUAAUGCUGCUAAGCAGAGUUUACGCAAUUCACUCAAGAAGAGCAACACAGAUGAGUCCGUACAAAUUUCUUCAAUGAAUUCAUGGGCCGUCCUCAAUUGCAUAAAACUCAAGAAGAGCGUACUGAAGCUGCACGCGCAUCCAGACGGCAAUACUAUCACAGGAAUAAGGAUACGAAUUAUUGGUGCUAAGCAGAGUAUCCAGUCUGAACCUGUCCAGCUAGCCAAUGGUGCACGCUAUCGGUUUUGGAUACCCUGUCUGAACGGCUUGAGACAUUGGGCCACAUUGAAGAGUAUCUACGUUACACAACCUCCGUUCAUCACGAUCGCGUUGAUGGCUGUGUGCCGGUGUAAACUCAUUGUUGCGGCUACUGAAGAACUAUGGUGCUAUGCAGCUGUGAGUGAGGUAGACGAGGACUUGGUAUCAAAAUGUCAGGGUGUCCCCCUUACCGACGUCAUGUAUGGAAUGCUCAGGAUGAGUUUCUCCAAGCCAACUCGGAUGAAUACUUUGAGCUCUUCAACGCUCGCGCAAGUCAAAGAGAUUUUAGCGAAUUCUUCAAUGAUUUUUUACCGGUGGUUCAGACUUUGGCCACCGGAGCGAGCUUUGUUCCCUGGCAUACCCACCAAUUCAACAUUGUCAGCAGACCAAGCACUUGCAGUAAUGGGCGCUGUGCGGAGGACUAAGCUGUGGAUUGUUCGAUACUUUCGGUGGGCUGAG
Suillus clintonianus is the source of this 810-nucleotide messenger RNA. RefSeq lists its product as uncharacterized. NCBI's taxonomy places the organism in Eukaryota, Fungi, Basidiomycota, Agaricomycetes, Boletales, Suillaceae. The record is from RefSeq and is a predicted model, not a curated record. The transcript has 7 exons. The annotation marks the transcript as partial.